AUGGCUCUCGAAACAGAUAUUGAUUUGAGUGAGAGCCUCGCGGUAGAAAUACAUACCAUUGGCAUUCUCGCCACAUCUUUUGUCUCAUACUCAACGGUCCUUGGUUUAGGCCGUCAUACAGCCGCGGUCGCUAAAGAAUUUGGCGAGGAACGAGUCGUAGAGACUGGUAAGUGGCAGAUCAUCGGGUUCCCAUUCAAUAUCGGUGCCUUUAGUUUGCCGAACAUCUCUAUCGCCAUUCUCAUUGUUCAGCUUCUGGACCCAAAUCCAAUUCGCGCAGGACUGCUCUAUGGAAUGGUCAUUUUACAAGCUGUGUCUGCCGUGGUCAACGUCUUCAUUGUCUUUUUCCAAUGCAGCCCGCCGCAGAAGCUGUGGAUGCAUACCCUCGAAGGCACAUGCUGGAGUGUCAAUAUCUUUGAUAACUACUCCUACUGGGUCAGCGCAUUCACCACAUUUACUGAUAUCGUCUUGGCUAUUGUCCCUAUUGCUGCAUUUUGGAGAUUGCAACUACGAAAGUCGACUAAAUUCGGAAUUUGCAUUAUGAUGGGCUUGACAAUGCUGUCCGCUGUCGUCACUAUCAUCAAAGCAACAUACUUACACCUCUUUUCGGAUGUAGAAGAUCCUCUAUGGAACGUGGUACCGUUAGUUCUAUGGGGCCUCAUUGAACAAAACGUCGUAAUUAUUGCCGCCUGCAUCCCGACCCUUCGCCCUUUCUUCCGCAAGACAUUCAAAAGUACCAAAGGUUCAUCUGAUGGACAAUCACAAAUAUUGUCAAAUUUCGGCAUCAAGCUUUCAACGAGGCCUAUACAUGCCUCUUCCGAGCAGCUUUCACCUAGUGCUUUAGCAGAUUUUCCACACCACACCUCACGACUGAAGAGCCACGAUGAGGAGAGCAACGAGAGCCAGCAGGAUAUAUUGAAUCGGGGAAUGGAGGUGUGA
Messenger RNA from Penicillium taxi, 936 nucleotides. RefSeq lists its product as uncharacterized. The record is from RefSeq and is a predicted model, not a curated record. Bases 1 to 936 code for a protein of 311 amino acids. NCBI's taxonomy places the organism in Eukaryota, Fungi, Ascomycota, Eurotiomycetes, Eurotiales, Aspergillaceae. The transcript is spliced from 5 exons.